GGAACAACAUGUAAACAUCCUUUUAUAUAAAAACCACCUCAAUAAAAAUGUACUCCCAUUCAAAUCACCAUGUCCUUUACUCGCCGUUCUCAGUCUCCUCCUCCUCCAAUGCCUUCCCCUGAGCUAGUACCAACCCCUUUACCAUCACCACCACCCAUUCACCGAAUCUCUCGUUUGACCGUUCCUCCAAAUAGCUCUCCCCCAAUCCCCCCUCGCCUCAUAGGCUCACCACUUCUUCAGAAUACUCUGAACGCGUCCAGGUCAUAUGACAGAUUAGACAGAAAGGCAAAAGAGGGUCUCUUUGGCCAAGAUGACGAAUUCGGCGCUCGUAAACGUGCUUUAGGAAGGAGAAGCAACUCAUCAAUAUCAUCACUCCCUAUUUCUUCCAAUUCUUCUUCUCCAACUCGCGCUACCAGGCGUAGCUUCGGUCAUUCAUCAAACCGUUAUCGCUCCCCGCCACCUAGCCCUUCAAUCGCGUCUCCACCACCACCAGUUCCUCCUAUCCCUGAAUUCAUGCUCACUUCAACCGAUAAGAGGUCUGUCGUACGGUCACUCCCUAAUAAACGAGCCACCGCUCCCGUACACCACCCUGUCUUCGACCUCACGCCCACCCUCUCGAGGACACGAUGCGAAUCAUCUCCUCAGACUCCCGGUGCAGUCACCUGCAUGCAAUUCUUUAACAUGCACAACACUCCUCUCAGAGACUGCCGAGUCUGAGCUUUGCACGACCAUACCUUCCAUCUUGAUGAACCUUAAACAAGGCUGCGUCUUGUGCCAUCCAUUGUACACACGACUUUUAACAUCAUUGGGACGACAUCGCUUGCCAACGACCUUCCUUGCACAUAUCCGUAUAUUCUUUCUUUAAUAUUUAUCAUUCCUUUAUGCUCAUCAGCCGCGCCUUAAUGCGCUCGAUGCACUCCCAUCUGUCCUCUUCGUUCCUUCUAGUAUACAGCCCCACGCUCACUGAUGUAAUACCACCCAACGUACUUACUUUACAUGCAUCGGUACCACUACUCAGUACUGUAAUAUAUCCCUCAUCGUGUUACAACACUCGUAAUACCAAAUGUCAAACUGCGUUUGCACCCAAAGUUCAAUUUAAAUUUUUAUGCGAACCCCCCU
This is a messenger RNA of Suillus bovinus, 1119 nucleotides long. RefSeq lists its product as uncharacterized. The coding region runs from base 70 to 717 and encodes 215 amino acids. NCBI's taxonomy places the organism in Eukaryota, Fungi, Basidiomycota, Agaricomycetes, Boletales, Suillaceae. The transcript has a single exon. The record is from RefSeq and is a predicted model, not a curated record.